This is a messenger RNA of Trichechus manatus latirostris (Florida manatee), 1963 nucleotides long. RefSeq names its product ORAI calcium release-activated calcium modulator 3 (gene ORAI3). Bases 173 to 1069 code for a protein of 298 amino acids. Gene Ontology annotation, biological process: store-operated calcium entry. NCBI's taxonomy places the organism in Eukaryota, Metazoa, Chordata, Mammalia, Sirenia, Trichechidae. Gene Ontology annotation, cellular component: membrane. The transcript has 2 exons. Gene Ontology annotation, molecular function: store-operated calcium channel activity. The record is from RefSeq and is a predicted model, not a curated record.
GCGACGCCUGUUCUUCCUGCUCUACCGGGGCCGCCUCUUCCUGGGCGCCCGCCGCCAGCAUCCCCGCUCGCCUCUCCGGGAGAUGUGGCUUUCUCCCGACUUGGGCUGGCCCUCCCGGGGUCCCGGAGGCGUCUCGGUCCCGCGGUGACCACCUGGUGCUGCCGCCCCCAGGAUGAAGGGCGGAGAGGGGGACGCGGGCGAGCAGGCCCCGCUGAACCCCGCGGGCGACAGCCCCGCGGCUUCAGCCACAUACCGAGAGUUCGUGCAUCGCGGCUACUUGGACCUCAUGGGAGCCAGUGAGCACUCGCUGCGGGCGCUCAGCUGGCGCCGCCUCUACCUCAGCCGGGCCAAGCUCAAAGCCUCCAGCCGCACGUCUGCCCUGCUCUCUGGCUUCGCCAUGGUGGCCAUGGUGGAGGUACAGCUGGAGAGCAACCAUGAAUACCCACCAGGCCUGCUGGUGGCCUUUAGCGCCUGCACCACAGUGCUAGUAGCUGUGCACCUCUUUGCGCUUAUGGUCUCCACGUGUCUGCUGCCCCACAUUGAAGCCGUUAGCAACAUCCACAACCUCAACUCCGUCCACCAGUCACCACACCAGAGACUCCACCGCUAUGUGGAGCUGGCCUGGGGCUUCUCCACUGCCUUGGGUACCUUCCUCUUUCUCGCUGAAGUUGUCCUGGUUGGCUGGGUCAAGUUUGUACCCAUUGGGGCUCCUUUGGGCACACCGGCCCCUGUGGUACCUGCCUCCCAGGUGCCUGGGACUCUGCCACCAGUGGCCACCUCCCUUAGCCCGGCUUCCAAGCUCCCACCAUCCCCUGAUUCUGUCGCCCCAUCACAGGCUGGGUCGUCUGAGGCUUGCCCACCCCGGCAAGUGUGUGGUGGUGGUGGUGGAGCCCACGGGCCAGGCUGGCAAGCAGCCAUGGCCUCCACAGCAAUCAUGGUACCUGUGGGGCUGGUGUUCAUGGCCUUUGCCUUGCAUUUCUACCGCUCCUUGGUGGCACACAAGACAGACCGUCACAAGCAGGAGCUAGAGGAGCUGAGUCGCCUGCAGGGGGAGCUGCAGGCUGUGUGAGGCUGGUGUUAGCCUCUGCUGCAAGCACUGCCUCCCUCAGGGAUCUGCAAGAGGCCCCAGGGGCCUAUGGACCUCAUUCCCUGCCCCUGGCUAGAGCCACUUCCUGUGGCCACUCUCAGGUAGAGACCGGAUUCCUGCCAGAUUCGGGGUCCUUUGGGCUGAGCCUUGGGCAACUCCCACAUUCCCAGGGAUUCUCCCUGUCUGUCUGUCCCAUGGGUUUUGCAAGCUCUACUUUAUGUCUUGGCCUGGAGGGGUAGGGGAGGAAGGUUCUCAGUCCAAGGCUCAUGUGGUAGGUAGAGGAAGACCCUGGUCAGACCUUGGUACUGACCCUCAGCCACUCCCCACUCCACAGGAUGUGGAGGUCAGAAGGUUACACACCCACCCAGCUGCCCUAGAAGGCAGCCAACCCUUGCUUUAUUUUUGCAGAAUUUAUGUUAUAGUUGGCAGUUUGGGGGAAGCUUUUCCCCACCCCUGAUUUGAAUGGGUUCCACACUGUUGCUUUAGUUGCUGCAGAGAGAUUUGGGUGCUUCUACCCCAGGCAUACUCCCAACCUUUCCCAAGAGGAGCUUCCCUAUUUUUGGAGAUUCAAGCCCACUCGCCACUGUUGGCAACCUCUGGCCAUAUGCAGAAGAGGCAGGGCCUUCCCCACUGCCCAAGGCCAACACUUGUGCUUCCACAUCUGGUUUUUGCCCUCCUGGGCCAGGGCUGUGGGUCUUUGGAGACUGAGGGCCUGUGUGCCCAGCCUGACUCCCUAGCAAGGGUGCGGAUGAGGAGGUUUUAAGCGAGAAGAUCCAGCCCUAACCCUUGGAAUACAGAGCUGUUCUGACACUGAAUUCUUGAUGCAUCUUGUUUUGUAUAAUAAAUUGUGUUUCACAGAUUUCCGUGUAGCUGUGA